AAAACAUGGAGUAGUUCAUAGAUACCAGAACCGAAAUGUCAAAAGUUAUUCGCUAAUUUUUUAACAAAACUCGACUUUUGAACAACGAUUUUACAGUGUCAUGUAAAAAACAGACUAAUAAUAUUAAUAUGGAUCACAACUUAAACGAUUCUUUGGUUGCACUUGAACGUUUACUAGAAGAGUUUUUUAAUCCCUUAACCAGCAACCUUCGAAAACAUGAAAUUGAACUUACCUUUGAAUCUUUCAAAAAUACGCAAAAUUCACACAAACUAUGUGUGUAUUUUGUAACUAACACAUCUAGUCAAUAUGUGACAAUGUUUGCCUUAUCUACAUUAGAGAACGUGAUAUAUAAACAAUGGGCGAACAUAUCUGUGCCUGACAAGGACUGCAUUAAAAGUGUUCUACACAAUUAUUUAUUAGAGAAAGGAACAACAACACCCCAUUAUUUAAGAGCGAAAUACGCCAAACUACUGGUAGAUAUAGCAAAACAUGAAUGGCCAUACCUAGACCCUAACUUUUUUAACAACAUACUAGAACUACUGAAAUCUGAACCGAACCAUUUAAUUGGCUUAGUAUUACUACGAACGACCAGCGAAGAGUUUAUGGGAGUGCAUAACUGUUUUACGAGCAAUAGAAAAGAGGAAAUCACAAGACUGUUGCAACCUUACAUUCCAGUGAUUUUCGAUUUACUAACAAACAUUCUAGAGAACUUGGGCACCAAACCAAGACAUUUGAGCACUGCCACACCGCCGCCUUCACCCACUCACCCCUCCUCACAACCUAACCUCAAUCAUCACCUCGAAACUGCCACCUUCAAGCCUGACUCGAAAGUUUUGAUCAAGGAGGCUCUAGAAACCGUACAGCAUUUGUUCACUUGGGUCGGUGUGGAGCAGAUACCAGUGAAACUUAUCGGAGCCAUAUUCAAUUUUACCUCAAAUAUACAGGAUGACGAUGACACUUGCGUGUUAGCCAUGUCGACAAUAAACGAGAUUUUUUACAGAAAAUGUGUUCCGCCAGGUUCACAGGACUUUUUUAAGCAGAUUUUUCACCAUACAGUUGCCUUGUUGAAAGAAAUUGUUCAUUCACCAACAUACAAAAUUGAAACAUUGGAUCCAUUAUUUGUGGAAAAAUUAUCAGAACUCCUUGUUCUACUAAUCGAACAGCACCUCUGGCGUUUCGAACUGGAACCGACGUUUUCAGCAAUGGAAUUUUUGUCCCUACUGUUCCAAUUGACAAUGCAGCUGACUUCAACGCAGUGUUACUUGAGAUGCGCUGCCAUCUGGGCUGCCUUUUUAAAACAAAUUAAGCCGGAAAACCCACACAAGUAUGCCGUGGUAUUGCAACAAUUAGUCGUUACUUUGCUGGGUAAAAUACAGUUUACCUAUAAUAGUCAGUUGAGUUUGAUAGAUAACUCUGAGCUAAAUUGUGAUAAUGAAACUGAAUGGCAAAUAUUUUUAAAAGCCACCAUUGAGAUUCUUGUAAUGGUAGCUGAAUUCUUUCCUCUGGACACCAUAAACAUGGCUAUGCUUCCCUGGGACACUUCCCAACACUGGUAUCGCGGACUAGAAUUGACCGUCGACCAUAAACACGGCACUCUGAACUACGAAGCGCUGAAAAACCUAAAUUAUGAACUUUAUAAGACUGAUAAUCUGUGUUACAUUCUUAAGGAUUUUUCGACAUUGACCCAAACAGUAGCUAGAUUAUGUUCAGUUAUUAUUGAAAAUACGGAAAUUUUAAAUUCAUCACCCCACGCCUUAACCUCUUUCGUUUCCAAACUACUGGAAAGCGGGGCAUUGGCUACAUCAGCAAGCUUUUAUAAUCUUAAAACGGGAGACUCGAGACUUACAGAAGCUUUUAUAGACGUGCAUAGUGAAAUUUUGGCCGCCCUGAAAACAAUCUUGAUAUGGAUGACGAGGGAAAGCAAGUUGAACAAUAGGGAUUUGGAAAUUCUAUUGGACAUCAGUCUACCAGUUCUACAAAGGGCCACUAAUGUGCCAGCGAAAAUUGCGUACUCAGCAGCGCACCUAUUCUUCACCAUCACCAACAUUGUUUCCUUUUCGGACUUGGUGGCGUUCCCUAGCGUUCCGCAGUUCGUACUAAUGGCGCCCUCUCUGAAAUUUGCCGAAAGCGAAACCAUGUUUGUGGUGUUUAACGCUAUAAGUACACUGUUAUUCAAACCAUGGAGGGAUAUGAACGAGGUGGAGUCGGGAAAAAGAACCGCGCUGGUUGAUAAUUUUUUUAAUGCCCUGACAAAAGAGUUUACCGAUCUUCCAAGGAACACGCCAGAGGUUAAAGUUAGGGAAGUUGCCAACAAGUUGUUCCCCGUUUUAACGCAUAUUGUGGAGAGUUUAAAGGAUUUCCCCAUGAAUUCAAAGAAGAUGCUGAAUUCUGUUAUCAUGAAUACAUUCUGCCAUGCAUCAACAAUCUGCCGAAAUUCUAUUUACACCGACGAACCAGGAUCUUAUGAACAAUUUUUUCUCACCGUUUUCGGUGUUUUGCAACCUGAAUGCCUUAAAAAACAUUUGGAGGCUUUUCUACAGGAAGGUUUCGACGGACAGAAUGCAAACCUGUCUGGAGUUGAUUCAGUCUUGCAAAUGCUAAACAGGGUUAUUGAAACACGGAGUACAGCCUAUAAAUCUUUAUUGCCAGCCAUUUUGCAAUUUUGUAUGGAUAUUACUUACCCUUCGGUGGCCAAUAGAGUCAAUGAACACCCCGAGGCGUACCAAUCAUUAGUGUUAUUACUUUACAGGAUUCUGCUUCACAGAUGGCAGUAUUUUUACAUGUCCCAAGUUAGGUUAGGGUAUUCCCCCGGUUGCAGCGAAAUGGAAGCAGGGCCGGAUUCGCCCCAGAAGCCCGAACAAUUAUUGGCAGUUUUAAAUGUUUUCGGGCAAGCUUUAGAGCAAAGCGAUAUUAACAUUUUUAGGUCUAGUUUGUUGGCUUUAGAAGACCUCAACAACAAGUGGAAAUUAUACCAGAAGAAUAUAUUUAGGCAAACUCUGGCCUAUAAUUUCUUGAACGUAUUAAUAAAAACCCUGAUUGAUAAAAGUAAAGAUCUUCUGGCUGAAGAUAUACAAGUGGCUGUUUUUAAUAUUGCUUCAGUUGAUUUAGGGUUGUUUUUUAAGUUUUUAGAACACUUAGUGGAGAGUAUGGAAGUUAUUGAUGCCCAGCAAGGGCACAUUUUGUUACAAAAUUUUGUUUAUAACCAUGAUAAGGAUAUGCCGACUUUUGUAAACCAACUGCAACGGUUUGUAAACGAUGUUCGACAGUACCGUUUGUGCCAUAGGACAUGAUUAAUUUAACUGAGUAGUGUUAGUUUUUGUAUACUUGUAUUACAAUGCUCAAUUGUAUUAUGUACAAUGAAUUAAACUUUUUAUACACAA
Brassicogethes aeneus is the source of this 3380-nucleotide messenger RNA. NCBI's taxonomy places the organism in Eukaryota, Metazoa, Arthropoda, Insecta, Coleoptera, Nitidulidae. The record is from the annotation of a GenBank genome assembly.